AUGGCAGCGCUCGUAGACGUCGAGAAGCUGAACCAAGAUGGCCUCGUAGAGACCAUAUCGACCCGAGCCGGAGAAGGCGCGGAACUGAACCAACUGAAGCGCGAGUUCAAACCGCGCCAAGUCUUGAUGUUCUCCAUUGCUUGCGCGAUCGGCACAGGGCUUGUCAUCGGCUCAGGGACGGCCCUAUCGGAGGGCGGCCCAGGCAGUCUUCUCAUUGCAUACCUCAUGGUAGGCGGCGCCGUCUUCUUCGUCAUGACUGGACUGGGAGAAAUGGCUGCAUUUCUCCCUAUGAACAAGGGCUUCGGAGGAUAUGCUAGCCGCAUGGUUGAUCCGGCGUUUGGGUUCGCAACCGGCUGGAAUUAUUUCUUCAAGUACAUAAUCGCGAUGCCGUCAAAUCUGACAGCAGCAGGACUCGUUGUUCGCUACUGGAGACCUGAUCUAAACGUCGGGAUCUGGGUUGCAGUUUUCGGAGCCGUCAUCAUUUUUAUAGAUUUUCUGCACGUUUCAAAGCUCGGCGAGACGGAAUUCUGGCUUGGCCUAUGCAAGGUCCUGAUUAUGACCAUACUGAUAAUCUCGUGUCUGGUAGUGGCCCUCAGCGGUGGUCCUAACCACACGAGAAGCGGCUUCCAAUAUUGGAGGGACCCAGGCGCCUUCAAAGAAUACCUCGUUGAAGGAAGUCUCGGGCGCUUCUUGGGUGUCUGGGCCUGCAUCUGUCAGGCCUGCUUCGCAUUUACCGGGACGGAGGUCCGGAUUGCUGUCUUCUACAUCCUGAGUGUCAUUGUCCUAGGCAUGGCCGUGCCAAGCGAUAACGAGAUGCUAAUCGGUGCUACCAAGAAGUCUACCAGCGCUGACGCUUCGCCCUUUGUUGUCGCCGUUCGUAUAGCUGGCAUUUCAGUCUUCCCAGACUUCGUAAACGCCUCGCUGCUGGUGUUCACCCUUAGCGCAGCAUGCACCGACAUCUACUGCGCCUCUAGGUCCCUGUAUGGCCUUGCGAGGGAUGGACAAGCCCCACGAAUCUUUGGCAAGACCCGGGAGAACGGGAACCCGGUCUAUGCUGUGGGCAUAACGUGCCUCUUUGUAGGCCUGGGCUUCCUGAACGUCACCAAGUCUGCCGCCACUGUCUUCCAGUACCUCGUCAGUCCCGUCACCAUCUUCGCCGUCCUCAACUGGAUGGCGAUACUGAUAUCUCACAUCUCGUUCCGCCGGGCGUUGAAGGCGCAAGGCAUUGUAGCCAAAGACCUUCCGUACACAGCUUUUGGCCAACCUUGGGGUUCAUACUAUGCUCUGACCAUAUCAUUGCUCGUCAAUGUGUUCAGCGGGUAUGACGCCUUUAUUCCAACCUUUCAUGUUGACAAGUUCAUCCUGAAAUAUCUGGGCGUGGUAAUCUUCGUCGCCAACACCGUCAUCUGGAAGUGGUGGAAGGGGACAAAAAGGGUGACAGCAAGCACCAUGGACCUCGUCACGGGCAUUAGGGAGUACCAAGACAGUUUCCCCGUCUUGGAGAAAGAAUGGACGGAGGGCUUCUGGCAUAAGAUGCUUCACAAGAUGAAGAAGUAG
This is a messenger RNA of Trichoderma atroviride IMI 206040, 1557 nucleotides long. RefSeq lists its product as uncharacterized. Gene Ontology annotation, cellular component: membrane. Gene Ontology annotation, molecular function: amino acid transmembrane transporter activity. The record is from RefSeq and is a predicted model, not a curated record. Gene Ontology annotation, biological process: amino acid transmembrane transport. Lineage: Eukaryota; Fungi; Ascomycota; Sordariomycetes; Hypocreales; Hypocreaceae.